Messenger RNA from Brenthis ino (lesser marbled fritillary), 3372 nucleotides. The record is from the annotation of a GenBank genome assembly. NCBI's taxonomy places the organism in Eukaryota, Metazoa, Arthropoda, Insecta, Lepidoptera, Nymphalidae.
AUGAAAGGCGAAAGUAACACUGAGACGCCUCAAAGAGAGGUCACAUCCUCUUUAUUAGAUGCAUUUGAUUUACUCAAAUCCCCGAAGGAUGAUUUAAAAAUUACAGGUGGUACGAAGAUAAUUGCGCGACUUCUGGAAAACAAGAACGAGAAAGAUUUACAGUACGCUUUGAAACGCUUGAUUAGAAGCUUGGGUGCCAAUGUCUUGGAAAUGCGAUUAGGGUAUUUUGCUACUCUUGUGAGAUUAAUACCUAAAUUUGAAGAAAUUAGUGUAGUCCAAUUACUGGAAUUAGUAAAAAAAGAAUUACAUGCAAAUGCAUCAUCAAAAAGUGAAGUUGGUGAUGUUGCUCUUGGUCAAAUUUUGUUAUGUGGAGUUUUAUUCCGAUCAGGUCUUAUGGUAAAAAGUACUGAUGAAGAGCAAAAACAAAUAUUACAACUUCUUCAAACAGCAAGUGCAAAAAAAUCAUACCUAAGCACUGUAGCAUCUGUUGUAUUAUUGGAAUUUAUCAAUGAGCUUAAUGAGGAUGAUUUUGUUUCCAUAGUAUGGUCAAACAUUAAACAAGAUUAUAAGAAAGAUAUUAAAGAACACAAUUUGGAUUCUCUAUAUAUUCUUCUAGUACUCAGCAAAAAGUUCCCUGAUAAAAUUAAAUUAAGAAAGUUAAUUGGUGUACCAGAUAUUUUAUAUGAAGAUAAUAUUCCUGAUAUCUGUGAGAAAUUGAUGACUGGAGUAGACUUCAGCUUGAUAAGCCAUCCUAUAUAUAAAGAAAUUGGAACACAAGUUGCGAAAUCAGCACAAUUGAAGCUAUUUUGGAGUAAAAUUGACAGUCACCUCGUAAAGCAUAAUAGAAACAGAGAAUUGGUUGCAUUGAAUCUUCUCAACACUAUUUUACAAAACAUUCAUGACAAUGUUGAAGUGUUACCAGAGUUACUCAGUGAUAAUUUCUUUAAAUUAUUCAUGGAUUGGUUUAAAGGUUUACAGACAGCGAGUAAAAUCAGAAAUAAAAGAGAUGAUGAAGAUGACCAUAAAAUUAUGAUAAAAAAACAGAAGGAAACCCUCGUAACAUUCAGUAGAGCAUUGAAAUUUCCUGAUGUGAAUGUUGAUAUAAGGGUUGCAACGUUAAAAAAACUAUUAUUUAAUCCUGGUGAAAUAAAUUUCACUGAAAUCACAGGAUCUACAAUAGUUAAAACUAUUAUCGCUGAUUUAGAUGACAUAGGCUUAAAAAAAAUGGCCAAAUCCUUAAAAAAAGUGUUACUCAAUACAUCAAAGAAGGUUGUAAAAGAGAAUGUUGAAAGAAAUUGGUAUAACAAUGAAAGAGUUAAAGCAGCUGAACUUAUUUCCUUUAUUGUUAGUCACGAGGCAGUUAGAGGUGAUACUGAGUUUAAAAUAACUUAUAUGCAAUUACUGAUGUGCUUUGGGUUCUUUAAAAUUGGUGGAGAUGAAAGUAUGGCAGUUAGCAGUGAUUUAGCAGAUUCCAUCAAAACAUGUUUCUACAGAUGCUUCUCAUGUAAAUUUUCAAAUGUAGACAGUUUUGUUGCUGUCCUAACAUCUCUUUCCACAUUCAUAUCUAAUAUGAUGAGCAAGAGUCAAGUAAAAGAAAAACUACAAAAACAAUUUCCUAAAGAAAACAUGGAUUGCUGGAAUAUGCUAAAUGACGUGUGUGAAAGUUUGGAACAAAAUGACACAAAGUCAAAAGUGGACAAAGUUUUCCUUAUUUUACUUUACCAACUCGGUUUAUUCUUAUUCUCGGAACCGUCACAUGUUAAUAUUGCCAGGAGUUCUAUAAUUGAAUUAAAAAGUUGCUACGAACAUUACAAUAAAGGUAAGAAGAAAAAAACAAAAAAGAAUGGGGAAAGUUUAGCAGAUGAACCAGAGUGGAUUGAAGUUUUAGUUGAAGUACUGUUGUCCAUAUUAUCAAUAGAAUCCAGUGUGCUUCGAGGGGUUGUGCAAUGUGUGUUCAGGCUUCUUUGGGAAUACUUAACACCCACAGCAAUUGGUCAAAUUAUAUCAGUCUUGGAUCCAGAGAGUGAAGCUAACCCAUUAAGAGCAGAGAGUGAAUCUGAAGAUGAAGGUAACGAUGACAACAUAAAUGAAUCUGAUGACAACAGUGAAGAAAAAGAAGAAUCGAAUGAAGAAGACGAAAGUGACAGUGAGGUUGAAGAAGAUGAAGUAGAUGACAUGAAAAUACCUGAUCAAUUACGUUUGGCUGUUCAAAGAGCUUUAGGUAGUGCAGCUAUGCCAGAUGACGAUGCUGAAAGUAUAGAUGCAGAUAUGAUUACAGAAGAAGAAGGUAAAAAAUUAGAUGAGGCCUUAGCUGAUGCUUUUAAGCAAUUUCAGCAAGACAAAAAGAAAAAGUCCAAACAGGACAGAAAAAACAAAAAAGCAUUAUCUGAUUUCAGAAUAAGAGUUCUGGAUCUUAUAGAUAUAUAUUUAGAGAAAGAUCCUGCUAUGGACAUUUGCUUGAGUAUGAUAGCCCCACUCACAAGAUGUCUUGAAUUUUGUAUGCAAGACAAUCAACUCCAGGAAUUGGAAAACAGAGUAAGAAAGACAAUAAAAUUUUUGACAAAAAUAAAAAAGUUUAAUUCCACUGGUGAUAUCACAUUUGAAAUUUUGGGAGACUUUUUAAAAUCAAUUAUUGAUAAGGGUGAUAGGUCUCAUUUUAUGUAUCAAGCCCUUGGGGACAUUAUUACCUAUUCAUCUAUUUUCAUAAUACACUGCUCACAAAAACUCGAAAUGAAAUCUAAAUCGCCGAAAAAGCAAAAGCGUGCAUCGGUUAUCAUCGAAAUAUUUAAAGAUGCAGUUGAAAAUUAUUUUAAUAACCGUAGCUGUUUGCUUCCAAUUAUAUUUUUCCACAACAUAUUGCAAACUGAAUGGGAUGGAAAAUAUGAACUCUUGCUGUUGGUAAUUAAAAAUGUGUUCAACAAUAAUGUUCGACAGUUUCGCCGUAAUGAAGGUCUGAAUCUUAUUAUAGGAUUUUAUCAGGCAUUAAAUAGAAGUAAACCAUCACCAGAGGAAGUAAGUUCAAAUGUUAACAAGCUAGAGGAAAUUUUUUUUGACACAUUUUCAGAAUUCAAAUCUAAGAGCGACAAAGAAGUCACAGCUAAUUUCCUAGCGACUUUGAGAAAAUUGAUAAAUAUCAUAAAAAUGUUCCAUGAUAAUUGUAAAAUAUCAACAAAUCUAGAUUUUAAAUCACUUUAUGAUGAUUUAUCAUCAUUUAAAGGAACAGUCAAAAGUAAAAGUAAAGUUGAAGCGACUGUUAAACAAAAAGGAGUAAAAUCAAAGAAGAAUAAAAAAAAUAAGAGAAAAUUAGAACAAGUGAAUGGUGAUCAAACAGAGCCAGAAGCAAAGAAAAGUAAAGAUUCUUCAGAUAGUGAC